AUCCGGCGAACGACACGAGAGGGAGUCCGAGUUCCUCGCGGAGUUCCUCGCGGCUGCAGUGCGUUCCCAAACAGCCACGAGAGAGCCUCGAACGUGUCCGCACGCACGCACGCACGCGACCAUCAGCUCCGGCUCCGAAGGGGGCCGCCUCGUGGCCCUUCGAUUCCCGAGAAAAAAAGUGACGGCCGCGCGAGAACGCCAGAGAACUCAUCGCGCAGCCCUCGUCGCGAGAACGUCCGAGGACCGCGACGACGACCGUGACGACGACGACGACGACGACGACGACAACCAGCACGAGCACCGAGAAACCUCGUCGCCGCUUCUCGCGAUCCCUCGAUCCUCCGGGACGGAACGCUCUCUCGUGCAUCCGUGUUUCCCGCGCGUGUGCCGCGAAGGAUCGUGCUAGGUGGACCUCGUGACACAGGACACGUUGCUUGCGGAGGAUCGGCGACGCGGAGCCCGAGCCCUAGGACGAGCCCGAGCCCGAUGGCCCGAGAGUGACCCGGCGGUGGCUAGCGAACUGAGAUGCGUCGAUGGAAGCGGUGUCGGGGAUCGCAGGCUCGACGGCGCAGCUAGCAGCGUGACCGAGACUCGACGAGCAGCUCGGAGGACCAUCGGAAGAUCGGCGAAAGUGGUGGUUAGGUCGCCGGCGGGGAAUCGAUGACCGUCGAGGAUCGCUGAUCAGCUGACUGGUGCUAAGUGGUGCGCGAGGACUCCGAGCGCGUUCAAGCUGGUGCGUCCUGUUGAUCCCGAGGACGUGGCUCAGGGGCGUGUGUCCGCCCUGUGACUACCGUGUAAAUAGCUGUACAUAGCCCGAGGAGAUAUCCCCCUUUUCACUCCCAACAAGAGCCCAUCCUACGGUCGUCCGCGUAUCCGGGAAUCCGGGAAGUUCGCCGGAACGGGGUAUCCGAAGCCGCGGGAGACGUAGGCGUUUAAGAGACGGUCGGCGUGUAUAAAGAGACGUUGUACAGAUCCAGAAUCCAUAAUUAGUCGAGUUCGCUUAUCGUCGCGAGUGUCUUCUUCGUGCGCGGCGUCCGGGGGACAGCCGAGGGGGGAAGGGAACGAGCACGGCGGCGUGUACCGAGAACACAAUUCGCGAAGAAGCAAGUCGGAGCAGUACGGGUAUCCAGCGCUUUAGCCUUUUUAGCAGCGGCGGCGCGAUAAUUAAGUAGCUCCGCGGCCAAGCGUUACGAGCGUUCGCGACGUUGUGCCGCGCGUAGAAAUCACACAUACUCAACACACAUACACACACACGUACAUACUUACACGCAGGUACACGCGUAUACUGAAAAUCGUACACUAACGUUAGGGGCGAGGAGGGGCGAAAGUUCGGCGGAAACUUGGACAGGGGAGGGACACGCGUGCGACGCGCUUCCGUCGCGAUUCCGUCGCGGGAAACGAUAUCCGAUAAGUCUCGUCGACCGCGUCCGAUCGCGACUCCUCGCGCGAGCCGGCGGUUUAAUCUAAGCGGGAGGGUAGAAAAAAGGGGGACCAAUUUUUCACUGCGAUUCGCAAUCUCUCUGUCUCUUCCUUCUCCUCCGUCUUUCUCGGCCGGCAGCGUUUCUCUCUUUCUCCGCCUUCUUCUAUCUUUUAUCUUCUUAAUCCAGCCGGCCGGCGUGGUGCGGCCCCGCUCUCGGCUCAGCUCGGCCCGGCUCAGCUCGGCUCGGCCCGGCCCGGCUCGUCGCGGCGUGCCGGACUCACCAUAAAUCACGCCGUUCUUUCUGUAUUAACUCCGUCACCGUGAGCCAACCGGCGAAUAUACGAGCAAGAUCCGCGACUCACGCAAGCAAUAAAUCAACGGACCAGCGGGCUCGGCUGGCCGAGGAACGAGAUCCCGCUGUCGGAGUCCUCAGAAAUCGAGCGAGCUGGUUCGAGCACGGUAUAUCUCGGCCGAGGUGGUGCGAGCAAGCUAGCCGGCAGGUCGUGUAACAGGUAGACGCGCCUCUUUCCAUCUACCUCCGUCGUCGAUCGGAAAGGAGAAUCUUGUCGAUCGAGGCAAAGUCGCGAAGAAAGAGAAAGCGAAAGAGAGAGAGAGAGAGAGAGAGAGAGAGGGAGAGGAAAACGAGAAAGAGAGACAGAGCGAGAAAGUGAAAGAGAAAGAGUAAGCAAGGGAGCAAAGGAGCACUCUGUUCGGCGGAGGAUGCGAUCAUCCUGAAACGGGCAUGACGCCCCUGGCCUCGAGAUGCGACGAGACCACCACCAUCCUGCUGCUGUUGCUACUCGAGCUGGCGCCCGGUGCACGGUGUUACUCGCGCGCGGCCACCACGUCCGCCUCGACUUCGUCGAGAUAGCAUCAACAGUGGACGGCGAGGGUGCGAGUGAUGCCUCAGCUCGGCAGCAUUAUGACCAUCGACGCCGGUAGUCCGACAACGGCAGCAGCGUCCAGCAACGAGCUCGAGGAGAACAUGACGUGGUCUCGACCGGCCGGCGGCUCGACGUCUUCCUUGAACGAGGCCCACACCGUCGGUGGCGAGACCCACGGCAAGCAUCAUCGGCAAGACGACGACGACGACCGGCACCUGCUGACGACCAGCCGGCUGCUCCGUUUAGCUACCGCGAGCAUCGGCGAGCCCGGGACCACGAUUCCCGGCGGCGACCAAGGACCAAGCGAAUCCGCCACCACCGGCAAAGGGAACAACACCGAGGAAACCGUCUCGCUGGGCCAGGACACCGCCGAUAGGAUCGGCUGUGCCUGCACCAGGCUCGGCUUCGGGAGAAGGACCGGCGACGCCGAUCCGGACGACUCGUCCUCUUCGUCUUCAUCCUCCUCCUCCUCCUCUUCCUCUUCUUCCGGGCUGCCGCCGUUCCUGGGCGAGCCGGUUUCGAACGAGACCACCGACCAGCUGGACACGGACGGCAGCGGUGAGGGGAGCACCAUCGGCCUGGACGCCGCCACCGGUGCGAUCGGUGUCAGUAGCACCACCGACAAGGAAGACGCGCAAGGACUCCGCGAGCUCGAACUGCUGUUCGGCCUGGGCGGCAUCAUGGAGGACUUCGGGGGCCCGUUCAACUACUCGUUCAACCAGAGCCUGCCGUUCCCGUGGAACAACAGCCACUACAACGAGACCUACAUCGUGUUCGGCGAGAGCAUGUACCCAUCCGGCUACACCCUGCCGCACAUCGUUCUGGCGUCCGUCCUCGCCACGCUGCUCAUGAUCGUGAUCGUCGUAGGCAAUAUGUUGGUGAUCAUCGCGAUCGCCACCGAGAAGGCGCUCAAAAACAUUCAGAACUGGUUCAUCGCCAGCCUGGCGGUCGCUGACUUCUUUCUCGGGCUGGUGAUCAUGCCGUUCUCCCUCGCCAACGAGAUCAUGGGCUACUGGAUCUUCGGGUACUGGUGGUGCGACAUUUACUCCGCCAUGGACGUGUUACUGUGCACCGCGAGCAUCAUGAACCUAUGCCUGAUCAGCCUCGACAGGUUCUGGAGCAUCACCCAGGCGGUCGAUUACCUGAAGAAGAGGACGCCCGCCAGAGCGGCACUCAUGAUAGCCCUGGUCUGGCUGCUGUCCGCCCUCGUCUGCAUACCCCCGUUGCUCGGAUGGAAGAGACCGACCCCCGAAGAAGAGUAUCCCAAGUGCAAGCUUUCAGAGGACAUCGGCUACGUCCUUUAUUCAGCGCUGGGCAGCUUCUACAUCCCGUCGUGCAUCAUGGUGUUCGUGUACAUACGUAUAUACUUCGCGGCGAAGGCACGGGCGCGCCGCGGCAUCCGGAAGCAGCCGCGUCGCCGGCCGCCGAUGCAGCCGGAAUCGCCGGACGUCAGGCAGACCAGCUUCACGCAGACCACGCCGGCCACCGAGACGAAGAAACCCCCGUGUUCCGUCAUGGAGAACGUGGCCACCAUCGAGAACCAGCCGGUUCAGAUACCGAUCGUCACCUGCGACUGCGCCAGCGACGUCAGCACCUCCGAGGCCGAUCCUGGCGGAGGGAACAGCAUACCCAUGGAGGAGAAGGACACCUUGAAGGUGACGCUGCCAGUGCACAUGCAGAAGAGCUCGCUGAAGGCGACGCUGUCUGUGAACGGUGACGGGCAGUCGAGCGUGCCGUCGCGAUGCCGAGCGCCAAGCGUCGGCAUCGACGUCGACAUGGUCUCGGAGUUCGACCCGUCCUCAUCGGACAGCGGCGUGGUGUCCAGGUGCGCGGUGGUCAAGCCAUUGAAGCUGCGGCUCUGCCAGCCGAUCUUCGGCCGCCGUAAUCUGGGGAAAAUGCGACGGGAGCACGGGGACGCCGGCCGUCCGUCGGCGAAGGACGACGCCGGCGUCGAGUCGAAGUCCUCGAAAUCGCGGGACCCAGAGAGAGAGAAGAGGAGACUGGCCCGGAAGAAGGAGAAACGCGCGACGCUGAUCCUCGGCUUCAUCAUGGGCAGCUUCAUCGCCUGCUGGCUGCCGUUCUUCGUCCUCUACAUCGUGAAGCCGCUGUUCCCGGACGUCGACAUACCCAGCCAGGCGUUCGUCAUCGCGUUCUGGCUCGGAUACAUGAACUCUGCCCUGAACCCGUUCAUCUACACCGUCUUCAACAAGGACUUCCGGCGCGCGUUCCGCAGGAUACUGUUCAAAUGAGCCGGCAGGCUCGAACCCCGGCUCGAACACGAGCCGGGGCAUCGUAAACAGAAGGUCGAUCGCCGCGGGUCACCUUCGGGUUCCCACAGAAAUGUCCCGAAACGGGAGAGAGACGCUUAGGCUACUUGCGAACGACGUCGCGCGGUGACAAGAUCGUUCGCGCGGAUACGAUGGAUUCCGCGGUUGUGAGUUUCGCGCGGGAAUUUAAAACGGAGAGACUAAGAAAGAAAAUAUUUGCAGGUUUUUUUUUUGGUGUUGGGCCGGUGUUAGCGACGUAAUCGAUAUUUGGAAAAUCGGUUUUAAUGCCGGUACGCGACGUCCGUAGCGGUGAAAACACCGAAAUAUUUAUCGAUACGCGACGCCCGUACCAGUAAAAAUAACGAAAUAUUUACCGGCACAAUAACGGCACCAGCCCCGGGUUUUGGUUACAAUGUUACAAUAAUCAAUCGUACGCGGUCUUCUUUUAUUUUACCGGCGCAAGUCCUCCGAACAUUCGUGAAAAUAUGUCGGUAUUUUCAUAUAACGGUGCGACGUCAGGUCGGCAUUUCGGUAUUUCAGUUUCUAUAAACGUUAUGAAGCUACAAUCCCGAGAAAUACCGGUGCAAUACCGGUAUCAAUCUCGGCUUUAAACAGUUACAUUUCGAACUGUUGUAUGAGAAUUCUCAUUAGGCCAGUUCAAGAGAGAAACUGUCGAGGAGAAGCGAAAUUUUUGAACAGACGACAUCCAAUUUUGAACAAUUCCUGGCUCGAUUCAUAAACGGAGCUUGAAUUUCGUUCAACUCUACUUACGUUCGCUUUGCAAUCGUCACGUUCAUUCGACCCGUUUAAAGCAGAAAUGGUGUAAAUCAAUGUUUCACUAUAUCGAUUCAAUUAUUAUUAACGCUAAAUCUACCGCGGUCAAAGUGAUCGCUUUCUUAGUUUGCAAUUCUGUAAAGUUCCGAGACUCUUUCAUGGAAAACGCUUGAAUAAGUUAUAUUAUUGGAGCAAGUUUUAUAAUAAAAACUUC
Molecule: messenger RNA, 5559 nt
Organism: Megalopta genalis
Lineage: Eukaryota; Metazoa; Arthropoda; Insecta; Hymenoptera; Halictidae
Gene: Octalpha2R
Product: alpha2-adrenergic-like octopamine receptor
Biological process (GO): G protein-coupled receptor signaling pathway
Cellular component (GO): plasma membrane
Molecular function (GO): G protein-coupled receptor activity
Source: RefSeq, a predicted model, not a curated record